This is a messenger RNA of Schistosoma haematobium, 16086 nucleotides long. Its product is annotated as Liprin-beta-1, variant 2. Gene Ontology annotation, biological process: neuromuscular junction development. Lineage: Eukaryota; Metazoa; Platyhelminthes; Trematoda; Strigeidida; Schistosomatidae. Gene Ontology annotation, cellular component: presynaptic active zone. The record is from RefSeq and is a predicted model, not a curated record. The transcript is spliced from 20 exons. Gene Ontology annotation, molecular function: protein binding. Bases 85 to 1896 code for a protein of 603 amino acids.
GUCAAAAUCGCGUAACUUUGAUUGUAUUGACCUACAAGCUUGUUUAGACGGUUUCAGUCAAUAAUUACUAGAUAUGUGAUUUAGAUGAGUAAUCUAGAGGCUAGCCGGAUUUUGGCGUCAGCUCUUAAAGAUGUUGAUGAGAUUCUGAAAGUGAAUAAAUAUGAAACAGAUGAUUAUGACGCUGAGAUCAGUAAUGACAAUCGAGAUAUAUUACCGAAAAUCUCAAUUCAGAAUACCGAAGAAAAGUCUCAUAAUGAAACUCUGAACGACAGCAGAAACGUAUUUGAUGAGGCAUAUCUUUACAGGGCUGGGAAAGACUUUUCCGUUCUAAUUAAUAGACUUCAAAUAUGCAUCAAUAAACUGAAUCAAUCAAAACUCGCACCUUCAAUCCACGCAUCAGAAUAUCAAGCUCUAAAUUUUGGAAUCACUGAGAACAGUUCAUUUGAUAUUGCUCAUCGCGCAACCACACAACCUACUAAAUUCAACUUGAAUUUAAGUGAACAAUCUAAACAAAUGCAGUCUCAAUACGUGUUUCCCCCGGAUGAAUUUAGUACAUGCCUCAACGAUAAACGCUUUCAUCAACGAAUCACUAAAUUACGAGGACAAAUACAAGCACAAGUUAAUCGUAUUGCAGAAUUAGAGAAAGAUGGAAAUCCAUUAUCUUAUUUGGUCAAUAAAAACUGUACAACCGAUCAUCGUAAUAAAAAUAUUAGUCAACUACCAACUGAUAUGGAUAAUCUUCAAUUAUUAAAUGAAGUUUCUAAACAACAUUUACGUAUUAAUGCACUGGAAGAGACUAAUCGAGAUUUAGAAGAGAAAAUUAACAAAUUAGAGAAAGAAUUAUCACAACGUCCAAGUUUAUUUAGUCUGAGAAAUUCAUAUGAAGAUUUACAAAGUUUAAAAUAUAACAGACAAUGUGCAACAAUACUUCCUACUGUAUCUAAUCGAUCAGCUACAUUAUCAAACAAUAUAAGUACAUUAAAUGAAUCAUCAAGAGAAUCAAAUAGGCUGAAUUAUCCAACUUUAUUCCGGCGUUCUAUCACUCCAGUUACAUUUAAUAAUAGUUGUUCAUUUAUCACUACAUCUAAUCAGCCUGAGUAUAAUUUGAAUUUUAUUCAUCAAUCACUAACUGGUACUCAGUCGACCCCACCGACAUCCCGUUUAAUUAAUGAUAAAUCAUACAAAUAUGAUGCUUAUAUACCAUGCGAACAAAUAAAUCAUCAUAAACUUUCAUCGCCUGGUGAAAAUUACGCCUACUUAAGUGCUGAUCAAUUUAAAUCUGCUAGUCUUAAUGAAUUAUGCUAUUCAAGAGUUAUGCAACCUGUUACUACAACUACUAAUAUCAGUACUACUACUAGUAGUAAUAACAUCGUCAAUCCAAACGCUAGUAGACGUUGGUUAGCACAAAAUCGAUAUAGUAUGAAAUCUCCACCAGCUGAUAUUUUCAACGGUGGCAUACAAGAUUCAGCUAAAAUAAAUCUACUUCCACCACAGUAUGGUAGUAGUUAUCAUCAACAUAUUUACAAUAAUUCACGUACACGAUCACCAACACCACUUCAAUGGUAUCAGUAUACAAGAAAUAAUUUUAUUGAUGGUCGACAAACAUCAACAGAUUGUGAAUUAAAUGGAAGUGUUAAUUUAUUCAAUUCAUCAGGUGAAUGUGAUUCACCAUCUUCAGGAAGAUGCACAAAUGUACAUGAUACCCAUUUGUAUACAUCAAGAAAUAUAUUAAAUUUAUCUAAUGCCUCCUCUUCUUCUCCUUCUGAGCAACAACAUCAUAUCGAGACGAUAAACAAUUCAACAAAUAUUUUGAAAGAUGAAAAAAGUUCAUCACUUUCAAAAUCUACCCUUAAUGGAAAGAAUCAAUCAAAGAGAUUGAAUAUUGAACGAGCGUAAGUUAAAUGAACUAAUAAAUAUCCAUAGAAAAACUAGAAUCGAUAAUUGACGAACAGACUAUUGAAUAUUAUUGUUAAUUAUUUAUUUUAUUUUAUUAUUUUGUUUACAUAUCAGUAUUUUGCUAUGUUGAUUUGAUUUAUUCCUGUAGAUAUGGUAAAGGUUGGCGAAGUAUUACCAUACCUUCUAGUCCAAGUCUUAUCGAUGUGUAAGUGUUGACUGGUAAUAUGUGUGUACGUAUGAAUACACAUUUAUAAAUAUAUCAAUAAAAAUUCACAAAUAGAAUUCUUGCGAGUUUUCAACAAAUCUGAUUAAAUAAAUAUAUAUUUAUAUAUGCACCCAUGCACACAAAAGGCUGUCAUAUGUACAUCACAAACCAUUUUUAUCUAGACAACUAUUGGAAAUCAAGAAGUAUUCGACAGAUGUUUUGUCCUGUUAUAUGAUUCUGCAGCAGUAAACACCCAUGACCAUGUCAGUAACUGAACUCAGAACUUUCGGAUCCAACGGCGAACGUGUUACUUUUCAGAUCAUCUAGUUUCCAUCCAACUUCAAUCAAUUUAUGGUAACUAGCAAUCUCCGCGAGCUUAUCUUGCUAACAAUAACGGUGUAUUCGCUAGUGAUUAACUUCUAGAUCAUUUCCUGAAGUCCUAGUAAGAAGUCGAUGACAGUGGAUUUUAAGAAUAACUGUGUAAGACAGUCAUAACUGAUGGCAAUGUAUGCUAGAAGCACACUAACAAAAACUAUUUGAAUUAAGUAAUAUAAACCAUUGCUAGUAAUAGUCAAUUAGUGUAAUGAACAAACUGCUCACUCCAAAGACUAAACUUCUUGGGUUCUAGCUUUACCAGAGUAUUAGUUAUACUCAAAGCACUAGGCGAACAUUAAAAAAUCCGUUGUUAAGAUAGCAAAUCAUCAAUUUAAGUGGUUAGAAUGUAUAUCCUGUACAACCAACCACUGCCUAUCUCGAUGCUUGGUUGGAGUGGUAGUAUGUUGGGAGUAACUUGGAAGCAACCGAACUAAGUCGAGACAUUAAGCCAUGAAUUUCCUGACUGUUGAGCUGUAUCAUGUUCAUAAGUGAAGACCAUUUGGUUUGGUCCCGACAUUAUCGUGAAUAAUGGUUGUAGAUCAUGUGUGACAAGGAUCGGUAUGGGUCACAACUGCAUAGAUUCAUUCACUCUUUAUUUUGUCUUAGAUCUCGAAUUCCAAAAUUAUUUUGUACCCUCUGUUAUACGAAUUGACUCAUUCUUCUUGAAUUAUUCUCACUAUAUCUGCCUGUUGUCACUAAGUCUACUAUUACUCUUACUAUUCCAGUAUUUGUCAUGAUAAUUUCAUCUCAUUAUACUGAUAUAAUGUGAGAACUUGAAUAGAUUCACAUAUGUAUCAGGCUCUUUGUUGCUUACGACUAACUGACUUUGAUGAGCACUACUGAUGAUGCAAAAUCACAGUCCUAUUUAGAUUUAAAUAGUUUUUAUUGAUGAAAUUCAUUUCAUUAGAUGUAAGUAAAUUCACUUCAAAUUAGAAAAUCGCUGCAUCCAUUAUAACACUGUUGUUUGUUUCAUUUAAUUUUCAUUACUAUUCACUAUCAUUGAUUAUUUCACAAUUUCAUACUUGUUGCACUAUCUGUAUCUCAAUGUGAUUUGAUCAUGUACUUUUUUUACUUAUUUCAAACACAUAGAAACAAUCUGUGUAAAUUUUAUGAAAUAUUUAUGGAUUGAUAACAUGUAGAUGAUAAUGUUUUUUUGUUGUUGCUAAAGUUCAAUUAUUUAAACAUUUAAUUGUGGGUCAUUGAACACUGAACAGGAAAUCGGAUGCAAUUAUUUUGAAUCUUGAAAACAAAAAAUAACUAGUCAGUAUGUCUUACUUUCAUAUGGUUCCGGUUAAAAGCAGGUCCCAAAACAUAGAUAUGCUUUUGAAAAAAUGGUAGUGUGGUGUGAGCUACAUAUAUCCACACAAGUAGUAUAUAACGACAGUCAGGAAUAGAAUGUAUUUCAGUAGAAGAUCAAGGAGGAAACAAUGGGAACGGAAAGCAAUUGGUAUGAAAAUGCAUGAACAAUGGAAUCUGAGAUGAUGGACUGAUAUUUACAAAAAAACGGUGAAGCUUGAGACAAAUGAUUGAUGUUUGGCAAAUCAUGCAUUUACUGUAUGGUUCUCAGAUUUUAGUAAGAUCUGUAAUUUUGUAUUCAAAUACAUUCGAUUGCCCCCACUCGAGUUCUUGUUCACUACAGCAGUUUUUAAGCAAUGGAAAUUUUCUCGCUGAUAUCAUUUUUGUAAGCUGUAUUUAUGUAUUAUAUAUCACCUUAUGAAUAUUUACAUAAUUUAUGUGUUAAACAAUUGUAACCAACUGCCUUUGAUCAAUGUGUUGUUCCAAUGUUGGUGCUCAUUAGUAAGAUACACUUUCGAGCAUUAAGAAAUCGAUGUUCCUUAAUGACGGUAAUGAUUCACGUAUCAAUCAGCGUCAUGGUUAAAUAUUUGACUAAUUGUUUCAUUACUACAGUUGAAUUAUUUGGUACUAUAUAGUAAUUUACUUAGUGGUUUUCAGAAUAAUAAGCACAUUGUAAGUAUCUAUGAUUUGUUCUACGUACAUAGUAAUCAGAUUACUACGCACUUAUAUGUCAAAACACCCCAAAUAUUAAAGCUAAACAGGGUUCAUGAUUGGCAAUACAUAAUGUUAUUGAAAAUCAACAAGCUCUGGGCAGUCUUUUCAUUCUAACGUGUGUCUACAAACCCACAAGUGACCGAGCCCAACACCUUCAUACUUCAUGGUGAGCGUUCAAAAUUUGUACUGCUUCGGCGAGGCUCAAUGGCUUACACUUCAGAAUUCAGUCAAAUUGCGAUACUGUACAACCAACUUCGAACGUCAUUGGUAAAUGACUGCCUCAUAGCAGACAUAGUCGAACUUUAUUGAUCACGGAUUCUCACUAGAACUCCGGUGACUGUCUUUUAGAACUAACCACCAGUAAAUAAAUUUUUUACUGAUGAGCUUCGUGAAUCCUAAUCAUAUUUUCGUAAUCCAACUCUUUAACCUACUUUACCGAUAAUAAAUUACCGUUAUGUUAUUAUCAUUAUUUAUUAUUUUCCCUUUCUAUGGUUUGUAACUGACAUACUUCCCAUUUUUAUUAGUCCGGAACUUGAUAAUUUAAAGCCCUUUUGUUCCUUAUUUACUAUUAUUAUUAUUAUUGUAUCUGUCAUUAUGUUAGUGAAUUUUACAACUAACUUCAUCGAGUUCGUGUAUACAUACAUAUUCUUACAACACAUGUCAAUUUAUCCGAUAAUUAAAUAAUUUAGUCUGUCCCGUUUUUAGUGAAGUUACUGCAUAUAUAUAUGAGGACGUGAACCGGUACUAUAAAAACCUUAUUUUGGAAUCAGCAGGCUAUGUCAAUCUUGCUUUCUUUAAAUUAUUUUACAUUUGUAGUAGUAUACUCAUCAUACCCUACCCUUUAUUGUUUAAAAUGUUCGUGGAGAUUCUCGGAAGUCAAAAUUUUGAAAUGUAUAGUCAAUUCAGAUUUUGUAAACGUGGUGUAAAUAUGGACGACUUUUUAGAAGUCAAUUUAUCACCAAUCAUUUAAAUAAUGAAUAGGCCAUUAGAAACCAUAAGGAGGCCCCAUACUUUUGAUAUCUUCAUAAACAUCAGGGAUCAAUAAUCAGUCUUUACUGAUCCCUCUGCUACAUUUCAACAACAUGAAGUUAUUUUCUUUGCUCCAUGAUCUCUAUAUAUUUUCCUCAAUAUUUCCUGGCUUUCUUGACAAUUUUCCUUGUUUCUAACAGCGUAUUUUAUUACAUUUUGUACAUCAAGUACAUAAGACAUGUAUACACCUAUGGAUAUCGCCGGUUCUAUAAAAAUCUGACUUUAAAGCCGAGGAAUGUUGUUUUCACUUGGUAAUAGCAUCACUAGCUAAAAAGUUUACUUUGGGACACUCAAUUGAAGUAGGCCAAAUAAAGCAUCUAUUUGUGCAUUCAUACGAUUAGUUGCAUUAUAAUGAAGAAUAACUAGGUCGAUCUGAACAAAUCCAUUUAUAUUCUGUUACUAGGUCAUUUAUUAGUUUCUCAUGAAUCUGUAUUUUUCAUUUGGCGGUUUUCCUUAUUUUAGUAUCCGUGCAACAGUAAAUUGUUUGUCUUAUGUGAAUGAAGUUCCGAAUUAUUGAUUAUUUUUUUCAAGUACAGAAUAGAUGAAAAUUUUUAACCGAUUUCGUCUGUAGACUUCAAGAAUCUUCUCGAAACAAUAUCUAAUACUACUGUGGUUAUCAAUAUUAAACUGGUUUUAUCUUAUAGUUUGGAAUAUUCUAUUUGACUUUCAAUUUUUCGUUCGGCAACCUGAAUACCUGUUCCAUCACAUUACAGAUAAAUAUGGAGUACAUAUAAAAAGCUUUAAUGUAUAUUGUUUGAGCAUUUUAGGCAGGUUUUAGCUAAUCACAUUACUCGAUACUUUUUGUUAUAUGUUUUCUAAGGUUUUACUGAUAGAAGCUACUUAUUAUCGAUCAUACUGGACACUGGUUAAAUUUUCACGAGUGAUUUAUUUUGUAAUUUCUAAGUGCGUCUCUCAGACUUUCCAAACUAAGGCAUAAACAGCAGUUCAAACUUCUUGACUUUAAAUGAUUCUAGUUCUUGUCGAAAAUUCCCUUUGACUUCUCAUAAAUAUUCAAGUCAUGGAAUGUAGUUUAUAAACUGGCAUAUGCAUGUAAUCUUAUUUUAGGUGGUUAGUGACACGCCGUAGGAAACUCUGAACCUAGAUCUCUUGCUACUUUGCACUUUUCAGCAAGUUAUUCUUGUAAUCUUGUGGGAACCGAUGCUGCUUAGCGUACUGAAACCUAAGUCACUCAUCUAAACUGUCUGUGACGUUACCACUGAAGUCUUCGGGUUGUGACUGACUUCCUAUAGGAGUGAGAUAUUUACGGUUGGUUAAUAUUGAUUACAGGAGAUUUUUAUUUUUAAUUUCUUGUAAAACAGAUUAGUGAUUACCGUAGAAUAUAUGCUUUAAGCAAGAAAAUGUACGGAUAUAUUUCGUCCUUUUAUGACAAAUCUAGUUAUCGAAAGAUUUCUGCUUUUAUUAACCCGCUUUAUGUCUGUUUACGUGUUUUUUUAACAUAGCAUUUGUACCAGUCUCCAAGUUUUUUAAGUGUUUAAAUUACUGAAUUACAAUCAAGUAUAAAUUAACAGGCAAUAAUUGUGUGCACUAUAUUUUCUAAGUGCACAAUGGACUGUGUAAAUGAACAGGAUCUUUCAUAAAUGCAAAUUUGUGUGUUGCAUGUCUAUAGUCAUUAUUCAUUCUAUGUAGUAACUUUAUUUAGCCACAAUUAGUUUCUAAUUUUAUGGUUAUGGUUGCUAUAGUUCGUCUUAUUGUUCUUAACAUUAUUUUGAUAAAAUGUUUGACACCAUAUUAACUUAAUCUCCUCAAGUAAUUGUGGUGUGCUACUGAUGUCGACAAAUAUAAGUAGUAUGUAUCACUAGUCGAAAGUGAAAUGCCUGGUGGCAGAAAGUUAUGAAGAUCGAAGGAAAGAGAAAGAGAACAGAGAGUAAUUGGUGUGGAAACGAAGGAAAAAUGAAGUCUGAGACAGUUGCUUGACAUUUCGCAAAUGAAGAAUUUACUGUAUCGUUCUCAGAUUUUACUAACAGAUUCUGUAAUUUUGUGUUCAAAUACAUUCGAUUGUCCCCACUUGUGUUCUCAUUCACUACAAAUUACGUUUCUUUCUUAUACCAUCUUUAACUAUGUGUAUUAUCAGCAGUUAUGAAUACUAAAGGUUCCUAAUAAUUGUUAUCGAUGUUACCAAAUAAUCCACUGUAAUCAUCCUAAUCUACCCAUCUCCAUUGUACUUGACUAUUUUAUAAUCUGUCAUUGUCUCUCUUGUUUAUUUCAUUCACUCAUAAAUUGAGCUUGGUUGAAUAGGGAAGAAUUAGAGCGAACAAAAUGAUUUCACUUCAUUGUUCAGUGUUUUUUGUUCUUACUCUAUGAAAAAUUAUCAAAGAAACUAAUUUUACAAACUCUGUUCUUUAAAUAUGAUGGUGUUUGCUUUAUCAAUCACUGAAAUGAAAUUUUUACUGAUUUUUCUAGUCUUUGGUAUGAACCUAUUUUUGUCUUUUUUCUCAAAAAAUUGUCAAUAUACAAACCUGGACAAAGUUAUCCAAUAGUUGAUACAAAUCAACUCUUAUUUAUGUGAAAUCUAACCCAAAGAUUUGUUGUUUCUUUUCUAAACACUCUAUGAUUGCAUAAUUAAUAUGCAGCUUUUUUACUUUACAAGAACUGUAGAUUAAUUUCGAAUCUCAUCUAGACAUUAGCAUAAAUGAAUUUUCAGUUACAUUGACCAAAAAUAAUGCAAUCCUUAUAGGAGCAAUUGUUCUCUUCUCAUUGAGCUGAAAUACAAACAUUUUAUAGGUUAAUCCAACCGUAUACUCAAUAGUACAUAUAUUUAUUAUCUUGUUUAGUCGAGAUUGUUUGCAGUUACUAACAAAUCAAUUCAUUUCCGAAUAAUAAUCACUAUGCAUGGUGAAAAUUCCUCAGUGUUCUAUCAACUGAUACUUAAAAGUGACUUUUCUUUCUGGUCAUUUUACCUGAAACCAUGAUGUAAAUUAUAUGGAAUUAUUUAUUAUUGGUAUAAGAGGUUUAUGGGAAUUAUGUAACUGACCGGUUUUUCAUUAAUGGACUAACUUGAACUAAACAACCUUUAAAAACCACUUCCAGGUUCGAAUUCUGCUUUGGUCUUUGGUGUGUACACUAGCAGAUCUUCGUACAAAGGCAAAUAAGCCGCCCUGUGCCUUUUUAUUCUGUGGUUGUUGAGCUAAAUUCAAAAACAAAUAUUACAAAUGUAUCGAUAGAUUUCGAGCAAAAUUUCAAAUUAUUUGAGUAGUAAUUAAGUGGAUUUUCUUUUUGUUUGUUAAUGAACCGGGUAUCAAGUUAACUUUAAGUGACAACUUAUGGUAUAACAAUAAUAGGUCAAAUACUACCAGUAAUCAAAUUUAUUCUUUUCCAGACCCUAGUGUUUAUCAAAAUCCUUUGGCUGCGUAGGCUAUAUUUUAUCAAUCCCCACCAUUUUCCGUCCAUUAAGCGAAUGAAUGCUGAACAUUAGUCUAAAUUUCAUUAAGUUUUUAUUUUAAGUCUCUGACGUUAUUCGUAUCUGUCUACCAUGAACGUAUUAGUGUAGCGUAGCUUACCAUUUUUGAUGUAAAUACAAAAUAUUCCCACAUCUGGGAAUCGAGAUAAGGAUAUUCUGUCUCAAGUAAGGACGUUUGACCUUCAAACCACUGAGCCAGGAUCCAGUAUCGCUGGUUAACUGAAGUUAGGUUUGUGCACCAUUUAAUCCUAGCUUAAUCGUCUGUUGAUUAAGCGUUUGAACACGAGAUCGAAAGCUUAAACUUCCAUUCUUGAUGUUGGGGUCGUGAGUGAGUACUGGUAAGGAGUUCCACACUAAGAUGAAACAGCCGUCCAAUGCUCUCAAGUCUCCAGCGGUUUUCUAGCUUGUAUAGGUUCAUGUUCUUAACAACAACAAAAAAGUUAAAAUGACAUGGGUAACUAAUUUUAUAUUUUUAUCAUAUAUAUAAUCAUGUGAUUUAUGAUAAUUGCUGCACUGGAUUUUUGUGAUUAUAGCAUGCCAAUUUCAAUGUAUACACUUCUGUUUAGUCUGCAAAGCAUCAUUCAUUAGAUAAAAUAUUUUCACUUUAAUUGUGCAUGCAUAUUUACAUUUAUGUUUGAAUUUAAAUUAUCUUAUAGCAUUUGAAUAAUAUUUCAUAUUUAUUGAGUCUACCUACAUUAAUCUUAUUUUUGCCAUUUGUGUAUUAUCACGUCCAUAUUUGACUAAAAACGUUGGACUCAAAUCGAUAAGAAGUGAUAAUGAACUUGGGCUAAUGACAUCUAGCAUCACAAUAAGAUAUAUUAUCAAUAAACUAUCGUGGUUACAACCUACCUCUUAAUGGAUUAAGAUAUUUACUAAUUAAUUAAUUAAUGGCUAAGUAAUAAACAAUAUUAUAUUUUAAUCAGAGAGAGGUUUUGUGGACAUUAUAAUAAUGUAGUUGUUCAAUUCCUAAGUCGAUUGAAGCUAGACCACCAUGAAAAACCUGAAAGCACUGAAUGGCCACUUCGUCCUAUAUUGGGACUCCUCAGCAGUGCGCAACCACGACCCUGCCCCGCGAAAUUCGAACCCGGGACCUAUCAAUCUCCCGCGCGAACGCUUAACCGCUAGACCACUGAGGCGGCAUUCGGCGGUGUUAAUGUCUAACUUCAAUCAAUCCACGAAGUUGUGCCACCGUCCACCAUUAUCAUCAGCGAUUUGCUAUCUCACAACUGACCCGUUAGAUACGGCUCAGUGGUCUAGUGGUUAAGCGCUCGCGCGCGAGACUGAUAGGUCCUGGGUUUGAUUUUCGCGGAGAGGGAUCGUGGAUGCGCAUUGCUGAGGAUUCCCAUACUAUGACGAAAUGGCCGUUCAGUGCUCCCAGGUUUCCCAUGGUGGUCUAGCUUCAACUGACUCAUAAGUUCAAUAACCAAAAUAUUAUAUUUGUUUCAUCAAUUGUUCUGAUAGAGUACAAUUGCUAAACUGGAAUAUAUAAUCACUAAUCUAAAUGAUUUGAUAAUGUAGUGACUUUGUCUGCAAGUUCAUCUUGUCAAUGAUGAAUCCCUAAAUUGGAGUUCCUUUUGAUCACUUUUAAAUCAGCACACAUUAAAUGAAGUGCAUCAUAAUGUACAUUCAGUUUGGUCUAGUGACUCUAAUAAUAAAAUUUCAUUACCGAUAAACGAAUAGGAGAUAUAUCAAUUGGUGUAUAAAUAUAAUUGCUUCAUUUUGUAUUUGUGUGUGUGUUAAACAAAUAUUCUAUUUAUUCAUAAAGAUAUUAUUAGUGCAUGUUAUAUAAAUAUAUGUCUCCAACACUUCAUUUAGCUUUUAUUGGCUUUCACAAGGUCAAAUGAAUAACUUCAUAUCAAAUGGUUUGAAUAAAUCGAAUUCCAUGCACCAUCAUCAAUGUAAACCAAAAAACAGUUUAAUCAAUUCUACACUAUAUAUAAGGUCUAAAAGUAUGGAACGUUAUUAUGGUGGUGGUUCACUGAACAGAUCAUGUAGAAAAACACAAGAAACUACUCUUCCUUCUAUGAGCAACAGUAAUAAUAGUCAUAUUGAUGAUGUUUCUGCUAAUCCUAUCUACAAUUCUUCACCACCUUCAGUUCUACAUACCAAUUCAAUUUGCAAUAAUAAAUCACAACAGAGCUAUCAGGGAAGUGCCCUUGAAUCCAAUGAAAAUGGUCCAUUGAAUAAAAAUAUGUCUGUACUAAGUAAUAAUAAAUCGUGUAAUAAUCAUGUGAAAAAUGGACCUCAUUCAUUUGAUAGUUAUAAAAACAUUCAAUCUAUUUCAUCUUCUGUACGUCAUGAAUCGAAUGAGUUUACGUCUUCAUAUCUGGACAACGUUAACAAAUCCCCUUCAUCUCAUAAUGGUCUUAAUUCAUCCAGUGAACAACGUCAAUCAUUUCAAUUCGCCUAUACUAAGCGAAAUUUUAUCACUUGGGAUAAAAAUAUGAUUUCAGCAUGGUUAUAUAAAAUUGGUCUAGGUUAUACAGUAUCACAUACACGAAGAUGGUUAACUUCUGGUCAAGAUUUAAUAAAUGAAUCCAAAAAAUCACUUGCACAAUUAAUGUGUAUACGUAACCCGUUACACUUGAAGAAAUUGUUAAUCCAUAUACGUUUAUGUAUGAAAGACCAGUAUCCUAAUAAUAGUAAUAAUAUUAAUAAUAAUUACAAUUAUGGGUGUUUAUAUAGAAAUAUAGAACCACCGGAAAAUUUCGACAUACCGGGUUGGUUACAUGAUGUGGGUUUAUCAUCUUAUAUUCCACAAUUCGAUAAUUGCAUCAUUGACCCUUAUGUGCUAGAUCAACUUACUAUGGAUGAUUUAUCUGUGUUGAAAAUGUCUAGUGAAUUACAUAUGUUAAGUUUACGAUGGGGAUUACAAAUGUUAAGACAUAUUAAUUUUGACAGAAAUCGUUUAUGCCGAAGUCAGAUGGAACAAUGUGAAGUAAAUUUACCUUGUAAAAGAAACAUGUUACAUUCUCCCAUCCAAUCGUUAAAUCAUAUUCAAGAUAAUAUAAAACCUAAUAAUGGACAUAAUGGAAAUCAUGUUCAUACGUCUUGCUUGAAUACUAUUUCUACUUUACAACCAGAUUCCAUGAAUUCUGAUAUUAAUUUUAUUUGUUCAACAUAUUUACCAAUACAAAUUUGUUAUUGGACUCAACAACGAGUAAUGAAUUGGUUACAAAGUAUCGAAUUACCUGAAUAUGCUAGUGAAUUAUGCGGAAAUGGUGUACAUGGUGCUUUAAUGAUUCUAGAAGAUCGUUUUACACCAGAUCUUUUAGCUGAUAUUUUGCGAAUUCCUCCAGUGAAAUCACUUGUUAGACGACAUUUAACAAAUAAAUUUAUUGAACUUGUUGGGUUAGAUAUAUGGAAGCGCAAACAACAUAACGAAACCACUAAUAAUAAUAAUCCACUGACAAUACAUUCUAAAAUCAAAGUAAGUGAAUACAUUUCUUGUUAGUUAAUUUAAAGAAAGUAAAUAAUUACUUAGUUAGGAAACUUUUAUGUUGGAGAAGUUGUGCUUUCUCAUCGAUUUUAUUUGGUUAUGUGGGGAAAGCCAUGGAACUGAGCCUCGAUAUAGCCAUUUUUUGCAAAUUUACAUAAAUCGAAAGUCACUAGCAGUGAGAUCCAGGCUACUUUCGGUCGAUAAAUACCAAGUGGGACGAAGCACGUGUUCGGAAUUCCACUUUUAGCCACGGUCCAUCCAUAUAGUAUUUUUGUAUUACUAUAAACAAUUUACCCAAUUCUCAAGUUACAUGAAAUUAUCAAACUAAAUCGUGAUAAUUUAAUUUGAUGAUAAAAUGGAGGUUGAUUUCACUAUCCAAUCUUUGAAUAGAAGGAACUAAAUUUCUCAGUUAUUAAGAAACUAGUUUAAAGUCUAUUACGAAACUACUUCAUUCAAAUACGAGUUUAAACCAUCUCGCUAAGAUUCAGGACUGGGUUUUGUCCUGUUUUUCUCUUUAUAUCUGUACCCUGUGUAGAUUGUCUCUGUGUAGCUGAUUUGUCACAAAUUCUUGUAAAAUAGAUGGACUGAAGUGAAAGGUAGUGGGUUCGAGUUCCAAUGUGACAAGAUUCUAACCACAAUCCAUCUACUCUAUGAAAUGCUGCUGGUUGAUAACUAGCUUUGAAUGUAAUUUUCGAAAACUUAGUAAGUCGUAAUGACCUUUAGAUUUUAACCUUGAUUAAAGUUAAACAAGUAAUAUAUAAAGAACUUGAAAAUAGUUAAGCUUUUAUAUUCAUGAACCACUUGAAAUUGCAAAAUAUGGAUUACUGGAUUCCAAUUCGGUGGUGUAGAGUAUCGUCCCCAUCUCUUCAAACUGAUCAGUCCUGACCUCAUAAUAUUAAACCUAGUAGACUUAGAUUUCUCUCAAACAUGGUCAUCGGUGAGUAAAUCAGUGGAGUCCAACCUUGUCAGUAUGAGUAAGGUACCCACCGAAGACAAUGGAACAUGGUUGAGUAAUAUCGCUAAUGACUGGAGUUAGACUUGUAUACCACUGUAUUCUAGAUCACUAGUCUGGAGGCUCAGCGUUUGAGCUUGAGACUGACAUACUGUGUUCAAUCCCUGGUUACAAAGUUGCAGAUAAACACUGGUAACGACUAACAUACUAGGAAAAAGCACCUAUCCAGUGCUUCCUGUUUCUCAUUGAUUGUCUAACUUGGAUUUCGGUUCGUGAUCUUAAUAAAAUGCUUAACUCUUUAUCCCUUUAUCUAACACUUUUGAAAAUAUAAAUAGUUUACGAAAAAGAAAAAUAUUUUCAAUUCUAACCGUGGACACAAGUCCAACCAUCACAAUCAUGUUAGUGGUGUUGGUGAUGAUGAUGCAAAUCCUGAUCUUGUUUGUCCUAUUGAAAUCGAUGCCAGUCAUACGAGUAUCUUUGCCGAAGAAAUAGUCAAACCUAAUCGUCAAAGCAUACAUCUACAGGCAGAAAAUGUUCCAACAAUACUCAUCGAUCCGGUUGCUGCAAAAGUGCAGCACCUAGAACUUCAAGAAACUGACCUGUGAAUCAAACAAAUAAAUAAACGAUUCUGGAUAUAAAAUAUGAUAAUUUACUAUCCAAUAUAUUACCAUAUUGUUAUUAUACUACUGAAUAAUGUUUUCUGAUUAAAUCCAUGUAUAAACAACUCAACAACUCUUUGUAUACAAUAUUUUAAUGAUUUCUUCCAUCAAUCUCUCCAUUGUUAUCACCCUUUGCCCCCCCCCCACUUUAUUGUUCAUUACUUCUUAGAUUUGUAUCCACUAUCAAUUAUAUAUAUAUAUACUCACAAGUAUGAAUUCUUGACAAAUGUUUCAUAGUAUACCAUUGAUGUAAAAUUCCAUUUCAUUAUUCAAUGAACAAAAUAACCAAUACAAGAUAUCAGAAAAUACAAUUCAACACAACUCCCAUUCACCUCACGUCCACAGAUAUACACAAACAUGAUAAUGUAUAGCUUAAUUUUACUGAUUUAAUUAUUUUCUAUGUAUGACUACGGUCUCUAUCAUAUGAUUACUGCUCAACUCCACAUAGUAAUCUUCAAAACCAACAACAAUGAAAUCUUGUUCAGUUGUUAUCUUAUCAUUCUUAACAGAUAACUUAUCAUUGUCUCUGUCAAUAUUAUUACUGCUAUGAUUAUUUAUUCACCUACAUCUUGAUCAUGUUUUGUUUUGUUAAAAAAACAAAUUGCUUUUUCUCCUGUGAUUUUGCUUUUCUUUACAUUGUCAAUUAGUUUAUAAUGCUUCUUCUCUGUUUUAUUUGUGAAGGACCAAGUGUGUAAAUGUAUGUAUUGAUCAUAAUGGAAUUUGUCAUUAUAUUAUACUAUAAUGAUUGAUAUAAUUACUAUGAAGUGAACUAAUUGUGUUGACCAAUCAAAAUAAUAAAAUUGAUUUUUUUUUAGAAAAAAGUUUUUAGUUGGAUACUCCUAGUACGUAUAUCCAAGUAGUGUCUACCUCAACAAGUGUUGUUUACUAGUAGAGGAAAUACUGAUAUGCUUUGUCGAUUGAACGCUAUUUGUUAUAUCUCAUCGUCGCUGAUUGUUCUGUCGAGAACACUUAUAAAUUAUACUCAAAAAUGAGGGACUUUUGCAAUUAUCACGACGUGAAAAUAAGAACACAAAGACUGGUAUAAGUGAACCCUAAAAACACGAUGACGACGACCCUGUUCGAAAAUGCACUCAUUUAUAUAUUGAUUCAUACAUCCAUUUUUUGAUUAAUAAUUAGAAUGAAAUCACAUAUAUGAAAAAUACUUUGGGUUAUAACAUGUUGCAUGCUGAGUAUAGUUGAUGUUAACUUAAUAUAAGAAUAUCGUAUGUUAUACAGAAUAAAACAAAAUCGAAUACUACACUGAAUAGUUACCACAUUGGAUUAAAACGGAAUUAAUGUUGAACCAAAAAUCAUAAUCUAUAAAUCAAUCUAAUUUGGACUUUUCUUCCUAUUAUAUCACCACAAUGAUUGGAGCGAUUAAGUCAAGACAUGGUAUCAGUUUAUAAAAUUAUUGACUGUUAGAAUGAACAAUGUAGGUAGGUUCAGACUAUAUGGUUUGGGUCCUCGCGAUUAUCGUAGUAGUUGGGGAUAUUGAGGAAUAUUGAGUACAUUUAUAAUGGACCAAAUGUACUCACUCUUUCUUUUUCUUCAAACAUUAAGUUUUAAAAACUAUCUUAAACGUUUUAUUCUGAGAAUUCAUCAUAUUUUCUUGAAUCAUUAUCUUGCUUACUAAUCCUACUACUCUGAGAUUCAUCUUAAUCAUUUCACUGUACCGAUAUGCUAUGGUAACUUAAAUUGACCUACAACUAUAUCAGAUCCUUCGUUACUCAUGACUGACCAAUAAAGUUAAGUAGUCCAAUGACGUAUCAAAAAAUGAUGUACAUUAAAUAGAUGAAGGAAUGAUACUAUGAAAAAUAUAAAAACUGGGAAAAAUACAACCGAAAAAUACUUUUCCAAUUUGGGGCUAUCCUUACAGUUUCGUGAUUUUCACUAGCUUCUAUUCUGACACAUGUCUAAUAAUGUGUCAUAUCAUUAAAUUCCAUGACAUUUAGUACUGCAACUAGAGGUAUGCUAGAGAGAACAAUUCAGAUUCGGACAAGUUAUGUAUUAAAUAUACAUUCAUUUAAUUAUUAUCUCUGAUGGUAUAUUAUACACUACCUACUCACUUAUUACAUUCUCUUUUUGCUUUUAUAUAUUUCGUCG